Messenger RNA from Suillus bovinus, 2228 nucleotides. RefSeq lists its product as uncharacterized. Gene Ontology annotation, biological process: positive regulation of transcription by RNA polymerase II; negative regulation of transcription by RNA polymerase II. NCBI's taxonomy places the organism in Eukaryota, Fungi, Basidiomycota, Agaricomycetes, Boletales, Suillaceae. Bases 235 to 1770 code for a protein of 511 amino acids. Gene Ontology annotation, molecular function: RNA polymerase II cis-regulatory region sequence-specific DNA binding; DNA-binding transcription factor activity, RNA polymerase II-specific; zinc ion binding. The record is from RefSeq and is a predicted model, not a curated record. The transcript is spliced from 2 exons.
GAUCUACCGGAAGAAUCUGAAUCUUGUUUUGAACGGGAUGUUCCGCAAAUACCGAGAUAGUGGAACGGGCUAGAAAGAAAGAGUAACCAAAAUCUGGGAGAGGAGGUUUUUUGCUCUAGUCCAAAUUUGAACACUGCAUGGACCCUUCUUCUUAUAAUUUACCCGCACACUCUCCUUGACCGAUUCUUGUCUUCAACAUUUCUAAACUUUUUUUUCUUCUGUCAAUCCUCUGUCAUGGAUUUUGCAACCUACGCAUCUCCAUAUUCCGACUCAUCACCCCCUUACUCCGAGUCAUCGUCAACUCCUCGCACUCCAUCUCCUCAAUCCGUUGACCUCAUCCCCACUCAUAACUUUAAACACUCGAUCCCAACAGCUCCAACAAUCUUCCAGGAAGAGCCAUAUCUUCUAUCCGACGUAGGAUCAAUGAUCCAAAACGAUUCUUGGGUUUCUCCGGCCACCUACAACAAUUAUCCACCGCCACAGGGUUCACUCCUUCGCGAGUUGUACGAGCCAGAAUCAUACCAAAGUGAUGCGUACAUUGAUGAUCACGCGCACUACAAUGAUUGGCAGCAGCACCAGCAGCAGCAACAACAACAGCAGCAACAACAGCACCAGCACCAGCAGCACCAACAAAUGCACCUGCGCCAGUCCGAUCAUCAUACAUUUCGUCGCGCCACUUUCCCUUACGUCAGACAUGACCUUCCCCAGCACCAUAUAUCUCAACACUCCCAAUUUUAUGACCAAUACCCGUCCAUGUACAAUGACCCACUUCCACUAUCCCCCGAUCCAUCUGAAUCACGUCACCCGCACGAUCCUCAGUCAAUUAAGCUAGAGGAUACACCCCUCAUUGUCCCUUCCCAAUUGGGCUUCGCAGCUCAUGCUCUUCAUGGUCAUCACCAUCCUGGUUUCCUCCCCCCCGGAGCUGGUGCUUCAGUUCCAAUUCAACACACAGAUGAUGCUGCUAGCAAAGAGACCCAGUACCUCAGGAGACGUUGUUUUAAUUGUCAUACCACAGAGCCGCCUUCAUGGCGCCGCUCCACUCUCAAUCCUGGAAAGAUUGUUUGCAAUAAAUGUGGUCUUUACGAGCGCACCCACUUGCGUCCACGUCCCCUCCGCUUUGACGAGCUGAGGGCAGGUGGAAAGACGCGUAAACCUGGCGAGAAAAAGGUCCAAAAACCUGCUCCUAUGGCUGGUUCACCCCAGAUCAAGAAGGAGCCGCGAGAGUUCGGUAUGGCAAGGCGUAGCUCCGUUUCGAGCACCGCAUCGAGUGGUGGCGCAGUCAGCGACUGGGACGAUAGUGUGUCGGUGUAUUCGUCACAGCCUCCUACCCCUGGUUCUAUUUCCGGCCCCCCUUCUAGCUAUUCAUCGCCUUCAAUCGCAACGUUCCCCAUUCCUCGCAGUUCGCAGAGCCCGCCUAUCGAUGCCGGCCUGCAGGGUCCAAUUCGUCUCCCUAACGCCCCGUUGACAGACAUUGCGUCUCUUCAACAACAAGCGCCUAGGAAGUCGGCAACUGCCCCGGGUUACUUCUCACAACCUCCGGUCUCGUACCAGGGACAGGAGAUGUUGCGUCGGGGCUCAAUGCCGAGGCUCUGUGAGCAGCCACGCCAACUGCAGUUCGCUUCGCCACCGCAAUCAUUAGCUCCCCUGCAGGGUCCUACAUCUGAAGCGCCCGCUGAAAAGUCGCCGGAGAUCUCGCACAUGCAGGUUUCGUCACCUCAAAUGAUCACCUCAUCGCCUGUACCCACAACAGGGGAGUCACCGUCAUCCUGAGGGAGACGGCACGAGACACGUGUAUUCAUGCCUUACCUGAUUAUCACGCUCGUUUGGAUCUUGGUAUUUAUUCCGUUUGACAACUCAAUCCGCACAUCGUCAUCUUGAGCUCGAUUUCGCGGCUUAUUUAAUUAUUCACCCCGUCGCAAAACGGCGACCGACAAAGACGCGGGCAAAACGGUAUCUAUAUCCCGACAUAUAUCCUGUAUCCUACAUUUUCCGCCUCGCAUUCAACCCUGUCGACUAUGUCUAUAUUGCGCAUAUACAUAUCGCCUCAUAAACCAUACCCUGCCAGCCAUACCGCGUUUUGUAUGUCGUCUCGAUGAUAGAUACCCGUCUCACCAAUACGAAUGACUGCCGAAUGUGCGUGGAAGAAGAAAGGGAAUGUAACUGUAUAACUUAGUAUACCUACUUAGAAGCUUUUUUCGAAUUUGAGACGCAUGAUCAUGAAUUUCUUC